ACGUUCCACAGACGCUUCUUAGGCGCAGCCUGCCGAUAUUUAAAGGGGCCGAAGCCGGGGGAAAUGCGGGCGUGAUGGAGCCGUGCUUUGAAGACUUCGGCGGGCCCUGAACGUGGGGCUCCAGGAUCCCGAGUGGACAUGGUGGAGUAAGCUGGGGGAGGCGGCGGCGGCGGCGGCGGCGCGCCUUUUGACUGCUCUAGUCCUCCUUACAAGAAACGCUGUGCCUUUAACAGUUGUGCGGGGCCACUAUGGACCAAUAUAGCAUCCUGGGCCGUAUUGGAGAAGGGGCCCAUGGCAUUGUUUUCAAAGCCAAGAACAUAGAAACUGGCGAGACAGUGGCCCUGAAGAAGGUGGCUCUCCGUAAGCUGGAGGAUGGGAUCCCCAACCAAGCCCUUCGGGAGAUCAAAGCCCUGCAAGAGAUUGAGGAAAAUCAGCAUGUGGUGAAGCUGAAGGACGUCUUCCCCCACGGCACGGGCUUUGUGCUGGUGUUCGAGUACAUGCUGUCCGACCUGUCGGAGGUGAUUCGCAACUCUGAGCAGCCUCUCAUGGAGGCCCAGGUGAAGGGCUACAUGCUCAUGCUGCUCAAGGGGGUGGCCUUCUGCCACGCCAACUCCAUCAUGCACCGGGAUCUGAAGCCGGCAAAUUUGCUGAUCAGCUCCACGGGGCAACUGAAAAUUGCGGACUUUGGCCUGGCCAGAGUGUUCACCAGCGACGGAGAGAGGCUGUAUAGCCACCAAGUGGCCACCAGGUGGUAUCGGGCCCCUGAACUCCUGUACGGCGCCAGGAAGUAUGACGAAGGUGUGGAUCUGUGGGCUGUGGGCUGCAUCUUUGCAGAACUUCUCAACAAUUCCCCGCUCUUUCCUGGAGAGAACGACAUCGAACAGCUGUGUUGCGUCCUCCGCGUGCUUGGGACGCCCAACCAGAAGAUCUGGCCGGAGAUCACCGAGCUGCCUGAUUAUAACAAGAUCUCCUUCAAAGAGAAGCUGCCCAUUCCUCUGGAGCAGGUGGUGCCUGAUGCCUCCCUGCAAGCUGUGCAGCUCCUGAAGCAGUUCCUGGUCUACCCUUCCAAACAGCGGGUGCAGGCAGCACAGGCACUGUUGCACCCCUACUUCUUCACACCCCCGUUGCCGGCCCACCACUCAGAGCUGCCCAUUCCCCACUGUGGGGGCAAAAAGGCCCAUCAGGGUCCUCAGCACCAGCGUGACUUCCAUGUGGAGCAGCCGCUGGAGGAGUCGGUCGUGGACCUGGAGCUUGUGGCACCAUAUGUGAUUGACGUGUGAAGAGGGCAUCUCUCUGGCUCAGCACGAGGCUCCAGCUUUUGUGCUGUCUUCUGGGUUGGGGGGGGUAGCUUGCCCCAUAAAGCAAGUGUGGGCCAAUUGCGGCUCCCCAGAUGUUUUGGCCUACAACUCCCAGCAGCCCUAGCCAGCAUAGCCAAUGGUGAGGGAUCAUGGGAGAUGUAGGCCAGAACAUCUGGUGGCCCGCAAGUUGCCCACCCUUGCCUUAAGGGGAGCUAGUGAACUGAGCGGGUAUGCAGGGGAUAGCCAGAGAGAGAGAGAGAGAGAGAGAGAGAGAACUGAUGCAAGUGCAGCUGUUGCCACAGCAGUAGAAGCUCGAGAAGCUGUUCCAGCCCAAAUGCUGGUCUUAAAGGGACAUGAUCAUACUUGUUGCCCACCAACACACAACAAGGCCACAACGUAUCCUGAAGAGCAAGUUCCUUAUUCCUCUGAAGUUGGCCCAGAAAGGUGGCGGGGAGUCCCAAAAAGGUGCCAGCUGCUGCCCCCCCCCCCAUUUUGGUCCUUUCCUUCCAGGCCUUUGAAGCCUUUGCUGUCUUUAUCUCAUCAGCUGUUUUGUAGCGGUGGUGGUGCAGUUAUGCAGCAGUUCCGCAAGGUUUUGUCAUUAAACAAUUGGUAAUUGUAAAUCAAA
Messenger RNA from Elgaria multicarinata webbii, 1923 nucleotides. RefSeq names its product cyclin dependent kinase 20 (gene CDK20). Gene Ontology annotation, biological process: protein phosphorylation. Gene Ontology annotation, molecular function: protein serine/threonine kinase activity; ATP binding. The transcript is spliced from 9 exons. Gene Ontology annotation, cellular component: nucleus. Lineage: Eukaryota; Metazoa; Chordata; Lepidosauria; Squamata; Anguidae. The coding region runs from base 249 to 1280 and encodes 343 amino acids. The record is from RefSeq and is a predicted model, not a curated record.